This is a messenger RNA of Magallana angulata, 2234 nucleotides long. Its product is annotated as multidrug and toxin extrusion protein 1-like. NCBI's taxonomy places the organism in Eukaryota, Metazoa, Mollusca, Bivalvia, Ostreida, Ostreidae. Gene Ontology annotation, molecular function: xenobiotic transmembrane transporter activity; antiporter activity. The transcript has 19 exons. The record is from RefSeq and is a predicted model, not a curated record. The coding region runs from base 87 to 1715 and encodes 542 amino acids. Gene Ontology annotation, cellular component: membrane. Gene Ontology annotation, biological process: xenobiotic detoxification by transmembrane export across the plasma membrane.
AUACCACCACAAGACCGUUCGGGAACAAUCAGAGUUUUCCUCUUUAUGUAGCCGCUGCAAGGACUUUCUGCAAUAGAGUUAGAAAAAUGACCCGAUGGAGAUCCAUGUGUUGCUGCACCGGAAAUGCCUACAAACAGGAAUUCAUUGAAUUGCUAAAGAUGGCGUGGCCGAUGGCAUUAACACAGUUCCUGAUGUUCCUCCCGGUAUUUGUAAGUCAGGGCUUCUGUGGACACUUAGGGAAGGACACUAUAGACGGAGUCGCAUUGGCCUCAACAAUUAUCAACGUGACUGGCAUGUGUGUGCUACUAGGACUGUCAUCGGCUGUUGAUACUUUGUUCUCCCAGACGUUUGGGAGCGGGAAUCAGGAGAAAGUAGGGAUCAUCCUACAAAAAGGUAUAUGGAUCUUGAUGCUGUCUUGCUUGCCGUGCUGGGCAGUGUUUUUGAAUGCUGGAAUCAUUCUACAAGCCAUUGGUCAGGACAAAGUCGUAUCAAGAGUUGCAGAGGAGUACGCCACUGUUUUCAUAGCAGGUCUACCGGGAUACGGCCUAAACAUUUUGCUAUCAAAGUACAUCCAAGUUCAGUCUAUCGUAAUACCAAGCCUCCUGAUCGGACUGAUUAUCAAUUUGUUGAACGGUGGAUUUCAUGCCUUGUUCAUUUACGUGUUUGAAAUGAAUACAAGGGGAGCUGCACUGGCUGCUGUGUUAACACACUGGAGCUCGGUUUUAUUCCACGUUUUGUUCAUUACUUGUAAAGGAUAUUACAAAACAACAUGGACAGGCUGGAGUAAAGAAAGUUUCAAUGACUGGGGACACUACGUCAAGUUGGCCAUCCCAGGGCUUCUGAUGAUUUGUAUGGAGUUCUGGGGACUUGAGAUCAUAGUUCUUCUGAGUGGGUAUUUAGGUAAAGCCGAUUUAGCAGCAAACACAAUCGGAUAUUACACCGGGGGACUUUCAUAUAUGAUUAUCUUUGGAAUGUCCCUGGCAGCUGGCAUGCGUAUAGGCCUUCUACUAGGUGCUGGAGAUUCCGAACAAGCUAAAAUUGCUUCUAGAGUAGCCCUGUGUUGUAACUUAAUCAUUGCCUUUGUAAUAGCCAUCUUGUUUGCUUCUCUAAAGGAUUAUAUCCCAAAGAUAUUUAGCAGCGAUGCUGACGUUUUAGAGUUGGCAUCACCUGUAAUGCUACAACUUGCCAUUUACAAGGUGUUCGAUACAACACAGGCUAACUGUGGAGGAAUACUUCGUGGCAUUGGUCUCCAUGCCUUUGGAGCUAUUUUUAACUUUAUUGGCUACUACGUCAUAACUUUACCAAUUUCUAUACCUUUGAUGUUGAGAACACAUUUAGGUGUUUCAGGGGCCUGGUGGGGCAUGAUAAUUGGUUCUUUUACUGUUUCUGUGAUAUACUUAAUAAAAAUAUUCACCAUUGAUUGGGAGAAGGAGGCAGAGAAGGCUUUAGAACGCGCCGGUGUCAAUAGAACAGACAUAGACACUAAACCUAUAAUAGAUCACGAUGAACUGAAAUCAAUACGAAUGACAGAAUUUAGUGACGAAAAUAAGAACUACAACUCUAUGAACGACGUACAGGAGCCAUUUAAUGAAUCAGAGACGCAAUCAUCUUAUCACAAAAAUGUGCUCUCUAAAAUAUUGUGUUUAACAUUUCUUAUCAUAAUAUUUUUUGCUGGUUUAUGUAUAAGAAUAUUUGUUGAUAUUGGACUAAUAUAAGCAACGUUAACGUCACGCUGAUACAUAUUGAUAUCAAUCAACUUUUGAAUAAUCAACUUUCGUUUUUGUUCAUGAUCAUCCACAUUUUUGUUCAUUAUCCAGCCGACGCACUAUAUUCAAAUUACUUAUGUAUCUUAAAAAUGAAUUUAAAACUACUAUUUUAUUAGUUGAAUUUAUAAUAGAAAUUUAAUACAUGUUUACAGCUGCUUAACUCAGACAGUGCACAGAUAUUUUGGGGAGAGUAUCUACGUUGUUAGUAUAGGUCUGUACAGAUUUUACAGUUGUGAACAUACUUGCUUUUGAAUUUAAGAUUCAAAUAUUUAUGCAAAAAUCAUAUUAUUGAUUAGGGUAUUGGCACAUUUAAAUGUGUAAAUUUGUAAUUACUCUUUUCUAUCUUAUCGCAUUCAUUUUAAACUGGGAAGUUUUUCUGACAACUUGGUAUAUCAAAGCUGACGGCAGCAUGAUUAUUUUGUGCAGUCCGUGAUUUUUCUUAGUUUUCUUAACUUUUGAUAUUUGUCA